GGACAGAGUGCACCCUGCUACAUUUCCUAAUCGUGAGGUUGGUGUGUGAGCAGUAGAACUGAAGUGAACUGGUCACGAUGCAGUUGCUCCUCCAGGGCAGUAGGCUUGUACUGGCUCUUGCCCUCCUCCUGGUUUUGGAUUUUUCAGUUCAAGGUUCUCCUGUGAAGAGAGCCACGUACCAGUGGGUACACUGCAGUCCUGACAGUAAUUCUGCAAACUGCAUUGAUGAAAAGGAACCAAUGUUUGACCUACUUCCAGGUGAAUCCAACAGAAUCUUUCCUCUGACUGACCGUUCUUCAAUGUCAAGAUCCCAGAACUUGAAUGAUAUCUUUCCUAUUUCUGAGGACUACUUUGGAUCUGGCUCUGGCUCUGGCUCUGGCUCAGGAUCUGGAAGUGGCUCUGGAAGUGGCUUCUUACCUGAACUUGAACAGGAAUAUCAACCAGUAGAUGAAAACAAUGAUUUUUAUGAUAACUUUAGGCCUCUUAAGAGAAAUCUGCCCUCAGACAACCAGGACUUGGGCCAAGAUGGACCAGAAGAGGAUUUUAUUAUAUAAAAGAGAGGGUUUCCCAUCUUGAUGUCAGGGAAUGCAUUCAAUAUAUUUUAUGUACCAUAGUUAAGUGAUUAAUUUUGGAACAAGAGGUUUUAUAGAAAUUUUAAAACAUCUGAAAAAGAAGUGUAGGUUUUAUCACCCUUUCCCCCCCUCAUGAAUUCUUUUUUUUUUUUCCCUCAUGAAUUCUUAAAGCUUCCUUUAUCUAUCCUAUUGUCCUGGAAAAUACCUGUAUUUCCUUUGUAUCAUGUUCAACAAAUAUCACUAUGAAAUGAACCAGAAAGCCUAUGUCUAUAAAAUUGCAGUAAAGAAUAAAUUAUACUAUUUAAAAAAAAAUCAAUUUGAAAGGCAAAUUGACAGGCAAUAUUUCUGUAAGUCUUCAGAAACAUGACUCUGGUUGUGAAUUAUAGAUAUGUCUUGUCUCUUAUGAAAAUCCAGAUGAAACACACAGUAAAUUUAGAGUGGGUUUUUGACAAGUCCAGUGUAAAGUGUACUGCUCUUAUGUUACCAUCCAAUGUGUUUGUAGAGCUGGUGGACUUUGUUGAGAACUAUGAUUGCUGUUACAAUGAGAAACUUAAGACCCAAAUUAAAGCACAGCUGUACUCUCAUUACUUCAUACUGCUUUACUUUUUCCUUAGAUAUCUGUGUAUUUUCAAUCGUUACCCUAUUAAAGCAGAACUAUAACCAA
Molecule: messenger RNA, 1236 nt
Organism: Nyctereutes procyonoides (raccoon dog)
Lineage: Eukaryota; Metazoa; Chordata; Mammalia; Carnivora; Canidae
Gene: SRGN
Product: serglycin
Exons: 3
Coding region: 78-554 (158 amino acids)
Biological process (GO): secretory granule organization; negative regulation of bone mineralization
Cellular component (GO): secretory granule
Source: RefSeq, a predicted model, not a curated record